Molecule: messenger RNA, 1299 nt
Organism: Amphimedon queenslandica
Lineage: Eukaryota; Metazoa; Porifera; Demospongiae; Haplosclerida; Niphatidae
Product: leishmanolysin-like peptidase
Exons: 11
Coding region: 445-1281 (278 amino acids)
Biological process (GO): proteolysis; cell adhesion
Cellular component (GO): membrane; cytoplasm
Molecular function (GO): metalloendopeptidase activity
Source: RefSeq, a predicted model, not a curated record
UAAUUUCAUUAUCUGCAGUACACUUGUAAUGCUAACAACACAAAGCUUGCAGUGUUUGUCAACAGUAUCAGUUACACUUGUGAUCAACCAGGAAACGUGCUAAAUGUCAUAAACGAUGAUGGUAUUGUUGCCGGGAACUAUUCAAUGCCCUUCUUCUUUUGAAAGGCUUUGUCAGAAAUCCAUCGAUUUUCCUACAACUAGUCCUCCUACAUCUAGUUCCCCCACAACAUCUUCUACAACUGCCAGCACACCAUCAUCUGGUGUUGCAAUUAAUUUCAUGAAGUUUCUGCUCCUGGUACCUUUGUUUACUGCCUUUCUUGCCAUCUUUGGAUGAUGAACUAUUUUUAUUCUUUCUGUUUUUUUUUAUUUUAAAAAAUUAAUUUAGAUAAUUAAACUAGCGUGAAGUUUCAUUCUCAGUACAGUACUGUCACAUCACUUGUAGCAAUGAUCAGUAACAGAUGUUCUCAGCUGCUUUGCUUUUGCCUUCUUCUCUCAGCAAUCGAAAGUAAUUGCGAAUAUCAGUGCUCUCAUCACGGAGAGGAAAAAAUAGCAAGGGUGCAUCUAAGAAAGCCCGGACAUUCAGCUGUGAAGCGCUCAUUGACCGAUGAUGUCUUUAAUCAGACAUUUCGCGUUUAUGCUCACUAUGACAGCUCGUUUUCAUCUGGAUUAUCUUCAGGAGUGCAGUCUAGAAUUGGAGACAUCGUGAAGAAUGUGACUGACUUCUUACAGGAAACAUUAUCUGUCAGGCAAACUCCAUCCCCCAUUCUACUAGACAGGGAUUGUUCGGGUGGUCAAUUCUUUGCAAGACCUGGUGAUGUCAGACCUUGUUUCCAACAAUGUGAGACGACUACUACUUGUGGAACUGCUACUGUACCUCAGGAACAUUUACUGCGCUGUAUUGAAUGUGGAGGAAGCUUCAAUCCCAGUGCUUGUACUGAGUCUGGUACUGAUGGUGCUGGUGUUAGCAAUGCUGAUUAUGUCUUAUACAUAUCUGCUGUUAGUACUGGCUCAUGUACUAAUGGUGGGUCUACCAUUGCUUUUGCUGGAGCUUGUCAAAUGGAAGAUGAGUAUGACAGGCCAAUUGCUGGGUAUAUAAACUUCUGCUCUGGAGGCAUUACAAGUGCUAGUAGUGACCUAUUCAUAUUCACUGUGGCUAAGCAUGAAGUACUGCAUGCUUUGGGAUUCUCAAGUGGUCUGUUUCCAUGGUUCAGAGAUGAAAAUGGUAACCCAAGGACUCCUAGAAAUUCAAAUGGAUUUCCACCAUCAGCUUCGGGAGGGUAAGUGAUAUAAUAAUGAGAU